Chrysochloris asiatica (Cape golden mole) is the source of this 637-nucleotide messenger RNA. RefSeq names its product cathepsin L1-like. Gene Ontology annotation, cellular component: lysosome. Lineage: Eukaryota; Metazoa; Chordata; Mammalia; Afrosoricida; Chrysochloridae. The record is from RefSeq and is a predicted model, not a curated record. Gene Ontology annotation, biological process: immune response. Gene Ontology annotation, molecular function: cysteine-type endopeptidase activity. The annotation marks the transcript as partial. The transcript has a single exon.
AACUUGAAUCCUUCACUCUUUCUGGCUGCCUUUUGCGUGGGAAUAGCCUCAGCUGCUCUAAAAUAUGAUCAGACUUUAGAUACAGAAUGGUACCAGUGGAGGUCAACAUACAAGAAACCAUAUGGAGUGAAUGAAGAAGGUUGGAGGAGAGUAGUAUGGGAGAAAAACAUAAAGAUGAUUGAACUGCACAAUCAGGAAUACAGCCUAGGGAAACAUGGCUUUACAAUGGCCAUGAAUGCCUUUGGUGACAUGACCAGUGAAGAAUUCAGGCAAGUGAUGAAUGGCUUUCAAAUCCAGAAACAUAAGAAGGGAAAAAUGUGCCAAAAAUCGCCCUCUGGUGAUAUCCCCAAAUCUGUGGACUGGCGUGAGAAAGGCUACGUAAAUCCUGUGAAGGAUCAGGGUCAUUGUGGUUCUUGUAGAGCCUUUAGUGCAACUAGUGCUCUUGAAGGACAGAUGUUCCGGAAAACUGGCAAACUUGUUGCCCUCAGUGAGCAGAACCUGGUGGACUGCUCUCGGUCUGAAGGCAAUGAAGGCUGCAAUGGUGGCCUCAUGGAUUUGGCAUUCAAGUACGUUUGUAAAAAUAAAGGCCUUGAUUCAGAGGAUGCCUAUCCAUAUCUUGGAACGGACACAAAUGAGU